AUGAAAAAGAUGGACCCUCCAUCUAUCAAGUUGGACAACAGCGGCACUGGCCCCUUGCGAGUCCCUGGUUUCAAUGGUGUACCCCUUUUCUAUGAACAUCCAAAAGACAAUCGGUUUGCACAUGGAAUUUGCGAUUGGAGACAAACUCCCCAAUUGUUUUUGGUAGAGCUUUCCAUGCUGCAGUUCAUGUCGUAUGUCACGGAACAGCUGGACUGGGAAAACCAGACCGAAGACCCGCAGACACUGGAAGAAUGGCAUCGGCACGCCGUUUCGGUCUUUGAUCUCGAUGAAUCCUCAUGGCAGUGGUGUGUAAAGGAGUUGCGAGACAAAGCCUCUGAUUUCAAACGCACGGGCUAUGUUGCUGUGUUUGAUGCGGACUCCCGAGUCAUCAAAUCUCAUGUUCAUGACGAUCUUCUCAAAGAGCUUCAAGAAUCCAUGUCGUCGCUAUUUUCGGAAUCGAAUUCUGCUUCGUCUACUGCCUCGGGGGAUCUCAAUGAGAGUGGUUCAAAGAGUCCGGUUCGAGAUGUGAUUGACCCCUUAAUGUAUCCUCUCAUUUAUGGGCGAACUCGAGUCCUUGCCGACGAGGGCAAAGUGGAUCUGGAGAGACCUGAGUCUUGGAGACCAUCACAGUCCCAUAUUGCUCCGGUUCCCGAGAAACCAUCCGACAGACACGAAGAAAUGCAUCCCAAAGAGAGAGAAAAAAGAGACGUAAGGGAUAGCCGACAUAUUGGAAAGCAAAAGUACUGGUCCAAUGCUUUUCAAUAUCUUCCAUGCGAGGUUGCUCUGAACGAGCAAGGAGGAGUCAAAAUUACCUCCUAUGUCAAUGGUGUGCAUCCCAAGGAAAGGGGCAUAUACAAAGCACUCGAAGGACUCAUUUCAGCCGCUAUAGAACCAUGGAAUGAAAUGCUUAUCCGUGGAGAUCAAGGUCGGACACCAAUGCGAAUCAGAACUUAUGACUUCCAGGUGGAAGGCAUUGAUGGAUACCCAUUAGGGUAUCCUAAGUUAUAUUUGUACCUGAACAACGCGAGGGAGGGACGAUCACCUCCCAUCACAGAAGAAGAAUGGCCUGAUGUUCGAUCAAGAGUAAGAGAAUAUCUUAACCUCCCCGAACCCGAGAAGCGGUACCGCAUAUGGCCUGAAUCUGGGUACCAUGACCUUCUCGCUAGUAUGCAGCCAUAUCAAUGGAAUUCUUCUGAAGAACUGGAAGGACUGAUCCUCGCAAAGAGUAGCCGUUUGUUCGCCGUGAAAGGUGUUGAGCCGGGGAUCUCCUUCACAUACGAUGAAUGGAAGACUGGUGAAAAUACAGGCCGCGCGAUCAUGCCCAAAUGGAGUGACCCUGAUGAACCUGAAAGUCCUCCAAUUCCUGAUCCAGAUCACCAGUACUACUCUAUAUCUCUCCAAGAUCAAUUUGAGGGCCUACAGAUCAUAGUUCGAGUGUCAACUAUUGAGCUCACUCCAGAAAAUCCUUCGUAUAAAGGUGAUUCCCAUCAUAACGUUGCUGGUAUCCUCAAUGAGCAUAUCGUUUCUACGGCCGUAUGCUACUUUGAUUUACACAACAUCAAAGACACAAAAGUUUUAUUCCAACAAGAGACGAAUAUCCGUAGCUAUGAUUUCAAUAUUGAGAAGUUCAUGGCUAUGGAUCGACUUUUUGAUAUUCCUGAGUGGCUAUGCGACGAUCCUUGUUCCCCCGAUGCGCUACAGACCAUAGGGUCUAUUCCAGUUUCACGAAAUGGGCAAUUUCUUGCCUGGCCCAAUACACUACGGUCUAAGGCCGAGGCUUUUAGUCUCGCAGAUCCACUGCGGCCAGGAUACCUUCGAUUUGCGACUUUGUGGUUGGUAGACCCGCAUUAUCGAAUCUGCUCAACUCAAAAUGUGCCUCCCCAGGACCCAAGCUGGGUCAAAACAUCACAAUCCAUGAAGAACGCACGAAAAGAUGAUUCUAUGACAGUUACGCAGGCGGUUGAGGCUCGAAAUCAAAUGAGACAGGAGAGAGACAAAAUAAGCAAGGAUUUUCUGAAAUACGGACACGGCUAUCACACAUAUUCGGAAGAAUACCUGAUUUGA
Molecule: messenger RNA, 2064 nt
Organism: Penicillium antarcticum
Lineage: Eukaryota; Fungi; Ascomycota; Eurotiomycetes; Eurotiales; Aspergillaceae
Product: DUF4246 domain-containing protein
Exons: 1
Coding region: 1-2064 (687 amino acids)
Source: RefSeq, a predicted model, not a curated record